Messenger RNA from Photinus pyralis (common eastern firefly), 2178 nucleotides. RefSeq names its product protein borderless. The transcript is spliced from 7 exons. The record is from RefSeq and is a predicted model, not a curated record. Gene Ontology annotation, molecular function: protein binding. Lineage: Eukaryota; Metazoa; Arthropoda; Insecta; Coleoptera; Lampyridae. Bases 89 to 2086 code for a protein of 665 amino acids.
UCUUUAUCUACAUUCUACAGUAUAAACUGGAGCACUCAAAAGCUCACAUCUCGAUGAGAGCAUAAAUUCCGUUGUUUUCAAUUUCACCAUGUUUGCGGGUUAUCAAAGGAUUAUUUGCGCAAUAUCCAUUUACCACUUCGUGCACAGUGCCGCUUCCUAUUAUUAUAACGAUGAGCAGCUUCCUACGUUUUUAAGUGCAUCUGUUGGUGAUCAUAUUGUUUUUGAUUGUGAUAUAGAGUAUCCGCAAGACAUUGUCAUCCCUUAUAUACUCAAUUGGAAGAAGGAGGGUAAAACUAUUUAUUCGUGGGAUAAUGGAAUAACGGUAUCAGUGGAUCCUUACGGUGGAAGAAUUCAACUUUUAAACAAUAGUAGCUAUGGAAAAGCGUCUAUAAAUCUAACAUCGAUUAGGGAGUCGGAUUCUGGAUGGUACGAGUGUAAAAUUAUUUUCCCGUUCCGUACACCAACGUCGAUGGGGAAUGGAACGUGGUUUUACUUGGCGGUCACUGGGGGAAAUCUCUUGGAAAUACCUCCGAUUAACCAAACUGUCCUGGAAGGUGAGGAUGUGCAGUUUACGUGCAUCACCAGAGAGAAUGGCGUCGAAAUACGCUGGUUUAAGGAUGGAGUUCUUCUAACAGAGCUGGCCAAUAUCCUCCAAAGGUCGCACGUGGAGAGCGACGGGUCGCUCUCGAUACGCGCAACUGAAAUGGGGGAUUCGGGGGAGUAUAUUUGUGAAGCCGUUAAUUACUUGAAGGAAUCUCAGAGUGCCAAAGCUUACCUGGAUGUGCAAUAUAAGGCGAAGGUCAUCUACACCCCCAAGGAGUUGUAUUUACCGUAUGGACAACCAGCCGUUUUAGACUGUCAUUUUCGCGCAAAUCCGCCAUUAAAAAAUUUGAGAUGGGAAAAGGACGGAUUUCUUUUCGAUGCCUACAAUGUCCCUGGUGUAUUUUAUCGGCAGAAUGGCAGUUUGUAUUUUAACAAAGUGGACGAAUCUCAUAAAGGACGCUAUUCGUGUACGCCCUACAACGAGCUGGGAACAGAGGGACCAUCGCCAACCAUAAACGUAAUGGUCUUGAGGCCUCCUGUUUUUGUAGCAACUCCCCAUCACCUCUACCUAAGGAAGUUAGGAGAAACGAUUGAAUUGGUCUGUGACGCAAGAGACGGAGAUAAUGAACAUAAACCACUAGUAGCUUGGUACAAAAAAGAUGGCUCAUCCCUUCCCGAAGGUCGUUACACGAUAAAAGAUGGAAAUUUAACGAUCACAAACAUUCACGAGGAGGACAAAGGUUUGUACCAAUGUGCGGCCACCAACGAAGCAGCCACAAUUACGGCGGAAGCGGAGUUGCUCGUGGAAAAUUCGCCACCGAGAUCACCGUAUAAUUUAACGACGAAGUCGGAUUCGCAUUCGAUUACGUUGCAAUGGGUUGCUGGACGGAAAAGACCUCGAAUAAGGUAUAGCGUUUGGUAUCGGGACGUGAGCACUCAGGAGUGGAGGAACGUCGAAAUAAAGAAUACGCAUCCACUCGAGGCAGCGAUUACACAUUUACUUCCAGGUCGUGAGUAUGAGUUUAUGGUUCUGAGCGAAGAUCCCCAUGGAGAAGCAUUGUUCAGCAAACCGAUCAGAGCAGCAACGUUAAACGACAGUAAUAGACCUGAAGUGCUACAAGCUUAUUCGCCGGUAGGGCCUCCUGUAAACAUAAAGAUCCACUCAGUCGACGACGGUUAUGUUGUAUCUUGGGAUCCUCCAGAGUACGGAUCGGAGUACUUGGCACAAUACACAUUAAAAUGGUACGAAGCAUCUAGUGAAACACUUGAAGGGCUUGUUGAAACGAGAGAUACCGCAUAUUUAGUAUCCAAUCUAGAAGAAGGUACCAGUUAUGAUUUCGAAGUAGUAGCGGUCGCCGUUGACGAAUAUCAAGCUGCCAGUCCUCGAGUGGCCUACCCAGUGCCAGCUUAUAAGAAAAUUAAAAUUUUAACGAUUAGUUUAGUAGUAUUAGUCAUUUGUAUAGUACUAGCAGUUGCUUUGGUUUACUACAUUAAGUCGAAAUGGUGCAAACGUUACUCGAAAUCCAAUUCCAUUAAGAAAUAGCCACUUUACCACUCUGUUGUACUUUAUCUUUUCAAUUGUUUUCUCUUACAUUUGUAAAUUAAAUAUAUUAAUAAUAUGACGAUAAAAAGUAA